AUGAGAAACUUACAAAAAGUUAAUCAAAAAACUCAAACAAAUUAAGAAAACAAAAUCAAUAACAAGUAAUUGAAGAAAUCAAAAUAAGAAAUAGAUCAAUUGUAUGAGGAAAGUGUGAAAUAGUCAUAAGAGAAUCUUAAAAUAACUGUCAAAGUUGCUGACAAAGCAGUUUAAUAAAUGGAGGAGAACGUGAAGUCUAGUAAUGCAAACGAUCAUAAAAAAGGAUUCUUGACCUUGAGUAAAUAGGAGAAAGAGAAGAGAAAGAAAAUUAAUAAAGAAAUUGAGUUAAUUAAAGAAAUAUUUUGGAAUGCUAUUUAAAAUGAACCAUUGUAUUGUAAAUGUUAACAGCCUUCUUUUGUAUCAAUGGUUAUGUGCGAUAAUUAAUUAUGA
Molecule: messenger RNA, 390 nt
Organism: Paramecium tetraurelia
Lineage: Eukaryota; Ciliophora; Oligohymenophorea; Peniculida; Parameciidae
Exons: 2
Source: RefSeq, a predicted model, not a curated record